AGGCUAUUACACCACAGAUAACAGAAACAGAAUAAAAAAAAUUAAAUUGUAAAUAAAAAAUAAACUUGCAUGUUGUUGUGCGUAAUGUGUUGUGUUAAAAAUUAACUAUUUUACUUGAAAUUUUCCUCGAAAGUAUCUGCUUCGAUGGAUACAGAUAUCCUACUCGAAAAUAAACACUGCUUGUACGAUGAGGACUUCCUGGAACAACUGUCUCUACCAUCAUUGUUGGAUGCAGCAGAUGCAUCUCCAAGUGAGAUAUUGGCUGACGCAGCUCCAAUAUUAGUGCCAGCUAUAUCACCAGUCUUAACAUUUAAGUCUUCUCCAAAUGAAAGCAGCAGCUCUGAUUCAGGCAGUGAGGAUGAUUCCAAAAAUGGUUCCUGCACAUCUUCAAAUAGACAAUCAUCUCUAUCACCAUUUGAAUGGUUGAAUUUCAAAGAUGAACCUGCACAUCCGUUGAGUCCUGAGGAUGUAGAAUUAUUUCUGCAAAAAACAGAUCCAAUAUCAUCAGAAAGUACAAAAGUGGCAGCUCCUGAUAGUGUACCAACAAAAUUAAGAGUUUUAGGUAAAACUAGUCCAGUGAUGGCUAUUGAGAAUGGCAUCAUAAAGGUGGUUAAACAGGAGUAUGAACAAAAUAUUGAUACUAGCGAACUACCUCAACCUAAAGCAAAUAAUAUUAACCACUGCAAUUCACUAUUUAAAGUGGUAAACGAACAUUCCCAAAAUUUCCAUAAAACGGAAGACAGUAAUAUCCUGUAUGUAACUCAACAGAACAGAGUUGCAAGGAUAUUGAGACCCACUGCCCCAGUGAUUGCUAAACCUAACAGUGUCAUAACUGCUGACAGUACAAAUGAUGGAAAGAUUACUAUAUCUCAGCUGGCUCACACAAAACCUAUACAUGUUCAAAAUAUAAAUAGUAAUGGUUAUCAUGGUAAGUCGUCACCUCCAAGAAAUACCAUAGUAAUCAAAACAGAACCUGAAGUCCAUCAUACUAGUAACAUUCAUCAAAGUAUGACUUCUAACAAUAGUGAACUGAUACUUCCCGCUGGCAUAGAUUUGUCGAGGUUAACGGAUACAGAAAUAAAAGCUCUUAAAAAACAACAGAGGAUGAUAAAAAAUCGAGAGUCUGCCUGUCAAUCGAGACAAAAGAAAAAGGAAUAUGUAACAACUUUAGAACAACAACUAUUAGAAGCGCAACAGGAGAUUGCGAAACUUCGUCUCGAAAAUAAGCUUCUAAGGGACCAGUUACAAUCAAACGGCAGGGCUAGAAAGAUUCCCCGGCUUGAUACUUCGAUCUUGAUACCUAAGAAGAACAUUGCGGUUCUUUUUGCGAUGGUUUUUAUGGUGUCACUGAAUUGGAAUGUCAUAGGGUGGAAUUCAAAGCCAUUUACUGGACAAACCAACACUCAUGUUGGAUCUCGCCAUCUUUUGUGGUCAGAAGACAGCAAAGAUGUUAUCUCAGAUUACGAUCAAAUAGCUAAUCGUAGUACCGAAGGAGUUGAUUGCCGGAAUGCUACAAUAAACGAUUUGAAAAUCAACCAAACUGAAAGCAUACGGAUAGCUGGAGAGCUAAAGCGUUGGAUUGGCGGCGGUAAGACUGUAAACUGGACAAACACGCCCAAGAAGAACAAAGUUUAUUUGGAUGAAGAACAAAUAACAGGUGACUUAUUAGCAACAUAUAGACUGUUUAACAAAUUAAAUCUAGACAAUAAUCUAAUUGAUCUCCCUACAAAUAAAAACGGCAGGAACGUUCGAGAGAAAGCCCGUUUGAGAAGGUUAAGGCGGAACAUACCAACAGAUAAGGACAUAGAUUUCUCGGAUGGUGCAAUGUUUUACGAAGGGUUAUACCAUAAACCUAUGAGGAAAACUGUAAAUGAUUUUAAUGUUGAUGACUUUGGUGAAUGGCAUGCACUGCUUCAAGCCCUACAUAGAAGGGACGACACUUUCUAUGUGGUGGGGGUUGGUAAAGGGGAACAUUUAUUGUUGCCUGCAGUGAGCCAUAAUGUAACACGUCCUCCUAAAAUGGCGUUAAUAUUACCAGCAUUAACAGGCAAUGAUUCUCUAAAAGCUGACCACGUGACACUUAUGCAAAUCGACUGCUCCGUCAUCAACACAACCCUCGUUAAGUUAAAAUCUGAAGCAUUACCAGAAAAUAUCAGGAAAACCAAUGUCGAUAGUAUGCCACUAAAUCCCAGACCGGAAAAUAAAAGACCAAAUACAUUUAAAGUAGAUGCUAAUACACCAGAUAUUAUUCAUAACAGAAGUGAUAAUCUGUCCAGUAGAAUAAUUAAUAAAAAUAAUGAUUACGAUUUAGAUGUACAAGUAAAUAAGGAUUUUCUACUCACUCAUCACUUACUUACUAAAUCAGGAGUUUUAAAUAAUAGCUUAGUAGGAGCAAGGGAUCCUAGAACAAAAUUAAGUAAUAAAAAUGAAACCAAGUCAUCAAAGUGACUAGAUAGACAUAAUAAUGUAUUUACAGUAUUACAUUUAUAAAAUUGCAAUAUGUAGAUAAAUAAAUAAAUGGUAACAUAUCUAUUUAGCAAUCUUGGUGCCAAAUAUAGAAAUCAAAGCAAUAAAAAUAUUUCUGCACAACCUUUUGGGUGCUAUGACUAAAUAUUUAAGCCAUAGCAUUAAUUAAUAUCCUUUUAAUAGAUUGUUAUAAUCUAAAAUGAAAUCCUUAUACUAUUGUUGAAUUUACCAGACAUCCAAAUAUUUAUUCAGCACACACGAAACAUUCAUAUUCUUUUUUUUCCGUGUUGAGUAAGUGCCGAUGGCUCCAUGUGGGUCCACUACGGCGUCACCGGGGGGUAUGGGUGAGCGUAGAAGCAUCGCCUGAUGAGACCCGAAGGCUGAAAUAAAGAUAGAGGACGGAAUGACUCUCUAAGGGCGUCUCCAAUGAGACUCGGACCUCUGCUUAGAGGGCCAUUUGGGAGGGUGUAAGCGUGAUCUGAGUGAAUCAGUCCGGACGCCCCCGAGAUCGUGAGUUAGAAAACCCACGUCCGGAUGACGUUAGAUAUCGGGGACCUCGUCUUCGCCGGCGAAGACGCUGUGUUGCUUGUGAUUGUGUUGCCCGGGAAGCAUUGUCGGUCGUCAUGUCAUCGUGUGUGUCGUAAAGGACGUUUUUUGCUCUAUUCAUCACUAUCACUUACCUACCAGUACGACUAUUCUCUAACGAUGUUUUGUAUAACUCGCAAGUGCGAGUUUCGAACCGUUAUCUUUCUCAUUCUAUAGUUUCGUGUUAAACAGAGAGAGAUAUAGGUGAAUUCAAAACUCGCUGUUGCAAGUUAUAAAAAUAUCGUUACAAAAUAGCCUAUCUGUAAUUAAUUUAUAAUAUUAAAACUAAUAUGUAUUUUGAAAUUCUUUAAAUUUUUAAAUGAAUUGUAAUUGCACCUACUAUUGGUCUCUAAAAAUAUUAUUAUAUUUUCGUUUUUUUUUUAUUUUAUGUAGUGUGUAGAGUUUUUAUUUUUACAAUAUGUUGUUAUUUAUUCAGAUUAAUUAUUAUUUUAAAUAAAAAGUUAUC
Molecule: messenger RNA, 3517 nt
Organism: Bicyclus anynana (squinting bush brown)
Lineage: Eukaryota; Metazoa; Arthropoda; Insecta; Lepidoptera; Nymphalidae
Gene: Atf6
Exons: 13
Coding region: 145-2448 (767 amino acids)
Biological process (GO): regulation of transcription by RNA polymerase II; endoplasmic reticulum unfolded protein response
Cellular component (GO): nucleus
Molecular function (GO): DNA-binding transcription factor activity, RNA polymerase II-specific; RNA polymerase II cis-regulatory region sequence-specific DNA binding
Source: RefSeq, a predicted model, not a curated record